Messenger RNA from Hyalella azteca, 1579 nucleotides. RefSeq lists its product as uncharacterized. Gene Ontology annotation, molecular function: nucleic acid binding. Lineage: Eukaryota; Metazoa; Arthropoda; Malacostraca; Amphipoda; Hyalellidae. The transcript has a single exon. Bases 371 to 1579 code for a protein of 402 amino acids. The record is from RefSeq and is a predicted model, not a curated record. Gene Ontology annotation, biological process: DNA integration.
CAAAGCAAUCAGAGUUGUUGCAUGGGUGUAUAGGUUCGCCCACAAACUGAAGCAAUGCUUACAAAGGGCCGAUUCCAUUCCUCCCUCUGGAGGCCGAUUAUCUUGUGGUGAACUACGAUCGGCAGAAGUAAAACUAGUCCUUGCCAGCCAGCAAGCGACGUUUGCCGAAACUUUGUCCUUUCUAAGAGGAGAAGGUAAAGCUAAGAUUACAAGCAUUGUGCGUCAACUUGGGCUUCAUUUAGAUUCGAUUGGCAUUAUUCGCUGUAGAGGAAGAAUAGCGCGCGCAGAGCUAAGUUACCAAGCUAAAUUUCCAAUUCUGUUAAGCAAAAAUUCUAGACUUACCGAGCUAAUAUUAAGUGAUAUUCAUAGAAUGCAUCUACAUUGUGGACUAAAUGAAACUUUGAAUUAUUCACGACUGAGGUUUUGGAUACCUUCAGCUCGACCACUUAUCAAAAAAAUCUUGAAAUAUUGUGUUACCUGUCGUAAGGUUCAAUCGAAACCCUUCCAAUCUGUAAUCGAACCCCCAUUGCCUGAAGAGCGCAUUUCAAAAUCAAUGCCUUUCCAAAUUACAGGAAUUGAUUAUUCUGGUGCCAUCACAGUCCGGGAGCAGUCGACGUCCACAAAGGUGUACAUUGCUCUGUUCACAUGCAUGGUUACCAGAGCCGUGCACUUGGAGGUCGCGGGCAGCAACUCUGAAGAAGAUUUCUUGAGAGCUUUCAUAAAAUUCGCAUCCAGACGAUCCUUUCCGAGUAUCGUGUACAGCGAUAACGCAAUGAAUUUCGUCAGCGCUUCAAAGACGCUCAAAGACAUUGCAAACUCCCAGCUGGUUUCAUCGGCCUUCAACAACUACCAGGUGGAGUGGCGUUUCAUCACCCCCAGGGCCCCUUGGCAAGGAGGUGCGUGGGAAAGGAUGAUCGGCAUCACCAAGACCAGCUUGAAGAAGAUUCUGGGAAAGUCUCUGGUAACACGCCAAGAUUUGGAAACGAUCCUCGCUCAGAUAGAAGCGAAAAUCAACGACAGACCACUAACUUAUCUUUCCGAAGAUAUAAACGAUUUGCAGCCCUUAACACCUUCACUAUUGAUUAAUGGCCGCCGAAUAAAAGAAUUUCCAGAUCCAGUCGAAAUCGAGGACAUUCGUGACCCAUCUUUCCAAGAAAAGGCAAUUCUUACCAAAUGUUUGACUCAUAAUCAACUUUUACUUCAAAAUUUCUGGAAGCGAUGGCACUCUGACUAUCUUCUUUCUCUGCGUGAAAGAUCGCAGUCCAACAAUGUUGCUCUGAACAAUUCUAUUAAGAUAGGAGAUAUAGUCCAAAUUCAUGGUGACUCUCCCCGUGUUAACUGGAAAUUGGGAAGAGUCAUUGCCUUCAUAACCGGUAGCGAUAACCUUGUACGAUCGGUAGAGUUAGUUACGGACUCUGGGAAAAUUAUUAGACCUAUUACUAAACUGUAUCCUUUGGAGGUUACCGCGAAUACCAUCCAACCUGAGGCAACCGUAUCUACUGGAACCUCAGAUCCCGCGACUAGACCACGCCGUCUAGCUGCUGAGAAGGCUCUUGCCUUGAUUAAGAACUCAAUUUAG